GUUCUUGGAAAUCUUACUCAUUACAAAAGUACAAACGGAUUCUACCUCUACGGUUGGUUUUCUUCCAUUUUCCUGCUAAUAUUCCGCCUCCGUCAAAAAAAAAAAAAAAAAAUUCUCGCUGUUUCUCGCUGUUUCUCCCCUGGUUUCUCUGGAUAAGUUUCCGAUUCUCUCAGAGGUUGACAAAUUUCCCAGAUAAGUUUAUAUUCCUAGUUCUGCAUUUCUCAAGAAAAAUUCGAUUGUAAUUGAAGUCUGCUUCUGCAUGAUAGAUAUUUGUUAGCUCAACCCGUUGGCUUCUUUCUUUCUGAAUUGGAAUUUUUAAUUCUUGAAUGAAUGAUAAAAAUUCCGAUUCGGAGAGAGCAAACUAUUGGAAACCAGCUUUAGAAUGCUGAAUUCAUAAUUGGAAGCCCCUAUUUGAGUUUCAAGGGGAAAUUGAGAACCGUUCUAACCUUCUUACGUCGGUUCACCAGAAAUUUGGGGAUUCAUCGGCAAUUUGAUCCUGAGUUUUGUGGUUUUUUGUCUGUUUUAUGUUUGAUAUUCGAGUACUCCUGCUAUAUUCGACUACGGGGAAUUUGUUUCGGUAGACUUUAGGCAACUGUUACUUACAAAUUCAUAUGUACUGUGUUGAAUUUUCUUGAGGGGUUUGAUUCUCUUCCUCUGUGACUAGUUUAUUAUAGUUGGUUUGGAUUUGUUCGCUUGUGUUCGGUUUGAAGUGUGGUUGUAUAAAGUAAAUCUUUUCCUCGAUUGUUGGUUCUUCAAAUAGUUUUCUUUUUGAUGGGGAAGCAAAGUGGGAAGAAGAAGAAGCAGAUUGGUGAUAAGUUCCGUGAGGCGAUUUCAAAACAACGCCAAGGUGGAGAUAGUAGUCUAAGAAGUUAUGACAAAGACAAUUCUAUUUUCAUUAUUAUGUCUCAGGCUUUAAAGGAAGAGGGCAAUAAACUGUUUCAGUCUAGAGAUCUUGAAGGAGCAAUGUUUAAAUAUGAAAAGGCCCUCAAAUUACUUCCAAAAAAUCAUAUAGAUGUAUCCUAUCUUCGGAGUAACAUGGCGGCAUGCUAUAUGCAGAUGGGGCUUAGUGAGUAUCCCCGAGCGAUUCACGAGUGUAAUUUGGCUCUUGAAGUUACACCGAAGUACAGUAAAGCAUUGUUGAAGCGGGCAAGAUGUUACGAGGCUUUGCAUAGGCUGGACUUGGCUCUAAGGGAUGUUAAUACAGUUUUAAACAUGGAGCCAAAAAAUAUCAUGGCCUUAGAAAUAUCAGAUAGAGUAACAAAGGCACUUGAGAUGAAAAAAUCAAAUGAAGACGAUGCCGAGAUCCAGCUGCCUCUUGAUUUUGUUGAACUGCCUUCUCCAGUGUUGCCGCAAAAAAUACAUAAAGAAAAGAACAGGAAGAAGAAGAACCAAAAGACUAAGGAAACCAUUGGUGAGAAGAAGACUGAUGAAACAGUGGAGGAGGAGAAGGCUGAUGAAAUAAAAGUGAGGGAGAAGGAGACUGAUGAAAUAAUAGUGAGAGAUAAGGAGGCUGAUGAGAUAACAGUUAGGGAGAAGAAAGCUGAUGAAAUAAUAGCAGGGGAGAAGAGGGCUGAUGAAACAGUGGAGGAGAAGAAGGCUGAGGAUAAACUAGUUGUGGAGGAGAAAAUCAGAAGGACACAUGAGGAAACACCUAUGAAAGCUGUGAAAUUGGUGUUUGGAGAAGAUAUCCGAUGGGCUCAAUUGCCCAUUGACUGCACUCUACUUCGACUCAGGGAGGUUAUACGUGAUCGUUUCCCAACCUGCAGGGCAGUCCUUAUCAAGUACAGGGAUGAAGAAGGUGAUUUGGUAACAAUAACUACCAAUGAAGAAUUGCGAUUGGCUGAAGCAACUACUGAGUCACAGGGUUCUGUUAGAUUUUAUAUAUUUGAAGUUAAUCCAGAGCAAGAUCCAUUCUACGGCAGGUUUAAGAAUGAUGAGGUUGAGAAGUGUAAAGUUGAACAAAAUAGCAUGUUUGAGAAUGGUCAUGUAUUGAGAGGAAAAGAGAUAAUGAUGUCAUCUUGCAUUGACGACUGGAUAGUACAAUUUGCUCAGUUAUUUAUAAACCACGUAGGAUUUGAAUCUGGCUCAUACUUGGAUCUCCAAGAACUUGGGAUGAAGCUUUAUUCUGAGGCUAUGGAAGAGACAGUAACAAGUGAAGAAGCUCAAGGUCUUUUUGAAAUAGCAGCAGAGAAGUUUCACGAGAUGGCAGCUUUAGCAAUGUUCUACUGGGGAAAUGUUAUCAUGUCAAGGGCGAGGAAGAAGGUCUACUUCACAGACAGUGCUUCAAAAGCACCUGUGUUUGAACAGAUAAAAGCUGCAUAUGACUGGGUUAAGAAGGAAUAUGUUGAAGCGGGACAGAAAUAUCAAAUAGCGGUUGAAAUCAAACCAGACUUUUAUGAAGGCUAUCUAGCUCUAGGGCAGCAACAGUUUGAGCAGGCAAAACUUUCUUGGCAGUAUGCAGUUAGCAGCAAUGUUGAUCUGAAAACAUGGCCUUGUACCGAGGUUCUGCAACUUUAUAACAAUGCUGAGGACAACAUGGAAACGGGCAUGAAGAUAUGGGAGGAAUGGGAAGAGCAGCGUGCUAGUGAACUCUCUAAAUCGAGCAACGUUAAAACCCAGUUGCAGAAGAUGGGGUUGGAUGGGCUGAUUAAGGAUAUAUCAGCUGAUGAGGCUGCAGAACAGGCUAAAAAUAUGAGGUCUCAUAUAAACCUCUUAUGGGGUACCAUGCUAUAUGAGCGAUCAAUAUUGGAGUUUAAGCUGGGGCUACCAGUGUGGCAUGAAUGUCUGGAAGUUGCAGUUGAAAAAUUUGAGCUUGCUGGAGCUUCUGCAACCGAUAUCGCUGUUAUGAUAAAGAAUCACUGUUCAAGCAACAAUGCACAUGAAGGUCUUGGUUUCAAAAUUGACGAGAUAGUACAGGCAUGGAACGAGAUGUAUGAAGCUAGAAAGUUGCUAACCGGAGUUCCCUCAUUCCGAUUAGAGCCGUUAUUUCGGAGGAGGGUCUCAAAAAUCUACCACAUCUUGGAAGAAGCAUGACUACAGCAUUUGUUUCAGGUUCUUUUCUUUAGACAGACUAGGAGGAACAGAGUCAGUUUUGCUUCUCCAUGCGAUGAAGCUGAAAACAAGCAUUAUAGGUUUCUUUUCUUCAUUCAUGGUACAGUUCUACCUUGCUUCCUAAGAAGAAUUAAAGACGGAGUGUUGAUUUCUGUUGUUAUUAUGCAUUCUUUCUCAAUAGCCAAUACAGUGUUCUUCUAUCCAUCUUAAAUUUGGGGACAAGAUGAAAUUGCAGAAACUUCCAUUUUAGUUAGUUCCUGCCUUCUCCUUUUCACCCUCUUGUCUCCUAUAGUAGUGUUCAUGUUUAAGCUCACAUUUAUUGAUUGUCAGUUCAAGUCUCCUAGCAAACAAAUUCUUUCAUUGUUUCUCAUCCUGGUUUGUAAUUUAUGGUGURAUAGACAUUUAUUUUGUAAUCUUAGUGGUUGUAUAUGUAUAUUCAUUUAAAAA
Messenger RNA from Momordica charantia (bitter melon), 3498 nucleotides. RefSeq names its product protein PHOX1. Gene Ontology annotation, molecular function: protein binding. The record is from RefSeq and is a predicted model, not a curated record. NCBI's taxonomy places the organism in Eukaryota, Viridiplantae, Streptophyta, Magnoliopsida, Cucurbitales, Cucurbitaceae.